Molecule: messenger RNA, 1762 nt
Organism: Clunio marinus
Lineage: Eukaryota; Metazoa; Arthropoda; Insecta; Diptera; Chironomidae
Source: the annotation of a GenBank genome assembly
AGUCUUUCAAUUUUUAAAUUUUCUUGAAACAACGUUGAAAACGAAUCAUGAAACAUGUGUUUACAAUUUAAGAAAGCAUAAGAAGCAAAGAAAACAUUUUAUUAUUAUUAACAUUGAUAAUGUCUGACGCCGAAGAUAUUCCAAAACUUAUUGACGAGAAUUGCGAAACUGAUUCAUCGGAUGAAGAUCAAUGGGAAGAGGAAAUUGACGAAAGUGUUGAAAUUACAAAAUGUUUAUUCAGUGACAAAACGUUCCCAAAUCUUAAUGAUGCAAUUGAGCAUCUUAAAAAUAUUUACAACUUUGAUUUGUCUGAGAUGAAAAGAAAAUAUUCGAUGGAUAUCUACAGCUACAUAAAGAUGAUAAACUUUAUAAGGAAAAACAAAUUAGAAGCACCAUCAGAAUUGUUUUCACCUCAAGGUGAUCCAUUAUGGCUAAGCGAUGAAUAUUUGAAACCAGUCUUAGAUUUUGAAUCUUGGCUCUCUUUUGACUUUGAGGAGUUGUCAGAAAAUCCAAAGGAAGUUAAUGAAAACGAUGAUAGGACACUUAAUACCAUUGAAGAUCUCAAGAAUAAACUUUCAAUAAAAGAUCAACUCAUAGCACAAUUGCUUGAAGAUCAAAUUAAAAUGAAAGAAGCUUUCCAACAUUUAAUAUCGAAAGAAUCAAUAAAAAUUCAAACAACUGAAGACCGUGAAUUGAGUGAAAGAAAGAAACGAGUAGAAAACGGUGUCGCAAGUUUAUCUCUUAGUGAUGACAAUGGAUAUUUUGAAAGUUAUUCACAUUAUGGAAUUCAUCACAGCAUGCUAAGUGACAAAGUACGAACAGAAAGUUAUCGGAAUGCAAUUCUUAAGAAUUCUUCAGUUAUCAAAGAUAAAAUUGUCAUGGAUCUUGGAUGUGGUACAGCAAUUCUGUCAAUGUUUGCAUCACAAGCUGGAGCUAAGGCAGUGUAUGCUGUCGAUCAAUCUGACAUCAUUUAUAAAGCCAUGGAAAUUGCACAAACCAAUAAUUUCAACAACAUAAGGUUCGUUAAAGGGAGAUUGGAAGAUGUUAAGUUUCCAGCUGAUAAAGUUGACAUUAUUGUGAGUGAAUGGAUGGGAUAUUUGCUGUUGUUCGAAGGAAUGCUAGACAGCGUAAUUUAUGCGAGAAAAAACUAUCUUAAAGAUGAUGGUUUACUUCUUCCGAAUCGUUGUACAAUCAGUCUUGUUGGUUAUGGUUCCGAAACAACUUACAAUAAUUAUAUCAAGUUCUUUGACAAUGUUUAUGGUUUUAACAUGAAAUGCAUGAUUAAAGAAAUUCUUCGUGAAGGUCAUGUAGAGAAAUGUGAUGGAGAAUAUGUUCUUACAAAAUCAAACACAAUUUGUGACUUGGACUUGAUGACAUGCGACAUGAAUUACUCAAAUUUUACUUACGACUUCAAUUUAGAAGUAACUAAAGCAUCAUUGAUGACUUCUUUUGUCGGAUACUUCGAUACAUUUUUCGACUUGCCAGAGAAAGUUUCAUUUUCAACAUCACCAGAUUCAAAACCAACACAUUGGAAGCAAGCAAUCUUUUAUCUCGCUGAACCUGUCAAUGUUAAAGUAGGCGAUCAGAUAUCAGGAAAAUUCAUUUGCCGACGCGAUAGAAACGAUCUCCGGUCGUUAAACAUUGAGAUAAAAGCUUUUGGAAAAUCAUUCAUUUAUGAUAUGAAUUAAAGAAGUAAAGUUCUGUUAAUAAAUAUUUUUUUAUAAAAAAUAAAAACUUCUUAUCAAUAGAAGAAAACAAAUAA